This is a messenger RNA of Copidosoma floridanum, 3155 nucleotides long. RefSeq names its product solute carrier family 12 member 8. Gene Ontology annotation, molecular function: potassium:chloride symporter activity. Gene Ontology annotation, cellular component: membrane. NCBI's taxonomy places the organism in Eukaryota, Metazoa, Arthropoda, Insecta, Hymenoptera, Encyrtidae. Gene Ontology annotation, biological process: chloride ion homeostasis; potassium ion import across plasma membrane; potassium ion homeostasis. The record is from RefSeq and is a predicted model, not a curated record.
AGUACCUACGCACAGAGAUACCAUCAGUAGCUUUCCGGUGCUUACAUAUAUACCGUUAUCGCAUAAUGACGCCUCUUUGUGCUUAGGGAAUUGAUUCAAAGCUAAGCCGAAAAUCCUCGAGCUCUCCGUCCAACGCUGUUUUUUAAAAUAAUCAAUGCUGACGUGGACACGAAACAGACGAAAAUUACCUUACGAGAGGUUUUUUUGUGAGAAUGACUAGCUUUGUGUGUACAAGAGACAAUAGUUGUACAUACUGUUAAACAAUCAAGUGCAGUAUAAUGAUUUAAAGCCACGUCGUCUUAAUAAAACUUGGAAGUAUGGAUUACGAAAGGAAUAACCGAAAUAAUGGAAGCGUUGGAAAUGACAGAGAUGUCGACUGGUCGAGAUUCGGACUCAACAACACAGAAAACAGACGGUCCUCCAGAUCUGACAGAGGACACGAUGAAUUGGGUUCGGACAUGUAUCAAACUGGAACAAAUGAACUCUUUGCACAAGAAUAUAACUCAGAUCCGUGGUGGAAGUCAAACUUUUUCAUAUCUCAGCCAGCUCUGUUUGGUACCUGGGAUGGAGUUUUCACUUCUUGUCUCAUUAACAUUUUUGGCGUCAUAGUUUUUCUACGGUCCGGCUGGAUUGUUGGAGAAGCUGGUGCACUGAAUGCCGUGUUCAUAAUACUUUGUACAGUAUGCGUUGCAUUGGUGACAGUACUUUCGGCAGUUGGAAUUUGUGAGAGAUGUAGAGUAGAAAGUGGUGGUGUGUAUUUUUUACUGUCACAUGUACUGGGCUCGAGGUUUGGAGGGUCGAUUGGUUUACUGUAUUGUUUUGGCCAGGCUGUGGGCUGUGCCCUAAACGUCUUGGGUUUUGGAGAAUCUAUGGCUAGACUGGUUGGUCUUACAUCCCCUUGGGGACAACGAGGCUUCGCUUGCGCGGCAGUGAUACUUUUAUCCGUAAUAAAUGUGGCAGGUGUGAAAUGGGUUAUCAAGCUUCAGUUUAUGCUUUUGUUGAUCCUGCUGUUUGCUGGGCUUGAUUUCAUCAUCGGAAGUUUUACGCAUAAGGAUCUAACGGCUGGCUUUCUCGGGUGGUCGACGGAAAAUCUGAUGAACAAUAUGCUUCCAUCGGAGGAGAAUGGUUCCAGCUGGUUCACCGUAUUCGGAGUUUUCUUUCCCACCGUGACUGGCGUCCUCGCCGGUAUAAACAUGAGCGGUGAUCUCAGGCAUCCGUCCACCGACAUACCCAAUGGUACACUGGCUGCACUUGGUCUGAGCACUGUUUUGUAUCUCUGUUUCUCGCUGUUUCUCGCUGCGACGUGCACGCGAGAAGUACUACUUCAUAAUUACAACAUCGCCUCGACUGUCUCCGCAAUAUCCGUUCUCUUGCUAGCCGGGCUUUAUGUUUCGUCAUUUAGCAGCUGCCUGGGUGCAAUGUACGGGACGCCUCGCGUUCUCCAAUCAAUCGCCAGCCAGAACGUCAUUCCUGGAAUUAGCUGCUUACAAAGAGGCAGGGGACCAAAUAAAGUGCCGCUAUACGCAAUGCUGGUCGUAGCCAUUGUGACAUUAUCAUUCAUCAUGGUAGGACAAAUUAAUACUCUCGCACCGAUAGUCACGAUGUCGUUUUUACUUACGUACGCAUGCAUGGAUUUUGCGUAUUUCGCUCUUGCUCAAACAUUCGAUUUGAGACACUCGCGUGAACAGAGGUUUUCCGUGCAAUCGCCUUCUGCCGACAGGAGUUACGGUACUUCGGACAGAAACGUCCUUGUCGAGGCUGAAAAUGAUCUCGAUAGUCUCUUCCCUGAGAGAACAAGGCACAAAAAUCUUGUGAGAAAUGCAAGUAUCGAUAGUAAUGGUAUCAUAGAUUCAUCCCCGAGUGUGGAAGACAAUAACAGCGUGACCAGUGAAAUACAAAAAAAAGUACACAUUCACGGAAAAUUAGGCAAUUGGUACAGUCCGUUUUGCAACAGAUGGUUUUCCCUCUUUGGCGCUGUCGUUAAAAUAAUAAUUAUGUUCUUGGUCCAUUGGGGCUACGCGCUGACAAAUAUAAUCGUCUGUUUUCUCAUUUGGAGUUAUAUUGGCCAUGCGAAUCCUGCCGUGAAGCCCGGUGUCUCGGCAGAAUUCAAGUUUUUCCUCUGGUUGAAAAAUGCUCUUCUCAGGAUAAUGGGGAGAACUGUGUACGAUUACGAGCAAAUCGUGGUAACGCCGGUUCAUCCUGGCGUGGAGACGAGCUCAGCACAGCUUAACGAAGAGAACGAAGACUUUGCCGGAAGACGACGAUAUCAUCAGGUAGCCAACGUCACGGGUCAAUAUGUCGCCGUUGAGUAAAUUGUCUUCUGACCCGAUUAGAUUCCAAGGCUUUCUGGCAAUUAAUAGCAUGCGUAUUUUUCAAUUGUCAACUGAGGAUUUUCACAGUACAGAUAAGUAGUGAGAUUAAAUAUUUGAAUGGUCAAAAGAUCAAUGUAUUCAUCAGGAUUGUGUGAAUUGUAAAAGGGAAAGGGAAGUCACUGCAAAGGUAAGCGUUAUUUUGUGAUUCUUAUUUCCUCGAGAAAUGACACGAUUACCGAGAAUCACGCACACGCGAAGCAUGAAAGAGAAUCCCCCCCUUGUCCUUGAGAUAUACAACAGUGUUAACAUACGUGCAUAACUUUUAACCAAAGAAUACAUGGGUCCACUUGAUGCGUAUGCUCUCACGGCUUGAUUAACUUAACAGUACUAUUGACGAGAUUAUUUAUUUAUUUAUUUAUUUAUAACGAUGUAUGCAAGAGGAGAAAAAAAAACAACUAUAUCAAUCAAUGUAUACUCUACCCGUGAGUUUUUGACAUCUGUAAUAAAAUAUUCUGUAUUAUCAUCGAGCAUAAUAAUGUAUGUACUAUAACACUCUGUUUUUAACAGAAACUCUACAAAAGAGAGACCUAUUUCGCGAGUGAUGUGAGUGUUUUUUACUAUUUUUUUUUUAUUCAUGUUUUAAUGAGAGAGAAUAUUUGUUUAAAUUAAUGCAAUAACAAACGUGUGGGUGAAUAAUUUUUCUAUUGAUAACACUUUGGCUAACAAUAAACAAUAGUUACAGUACGAAAUAAAAAAAAUAUUUUAUAAACUUGAAAAUGGUCUUGUGAUUUUCAAAUACUGAUUAAAAAUAAUUAAAAAUUACAGUAGUGUAAAAAAAAUAUA